AUGGAUCAGGCGUCUAACCGUGGUUCACCUGUUACUCCACCUGGUUUUGAGACUGUUAAUGUUGCUGCUGCUCCUGGUCAUGGUUAUGCUACAGGAGAAGAACUCAGAGGGAUAAGAGUUGAUGGUCAGCCUCUUGCUGCAGAGGCCAAUGCUAGAGCCACCAGGGCUCCGGUGCGUCAUCCAGCUCCUAUUGUCGACAGACAAGAGGACAUGUUCACAAUGCUGAGUGAAUAUGAUGGUGAUGUUGGCAGAAUUGAGGAUAGGGAUCGUAAGCAACGUCAACCUCCGCAACAACCUAGACAACAACAACAACAGCAACGUCCUUAUCAGCCGAGGCAGAGGCUGCAGUCUGAUAGACGAUUUGACCCAUUGCCCAUGACUUAUGCUGAGCUGCUGCCUGAGUUGCUCAGGUUGGGUUUUGUAGAGUUGAGGACGAUGGCUCCGCCAACUGUUUUGCCACCAGGGUAUGAUGCGAAUGUCCGGUGCGAUUUCCAUUCUGGAGCACCGGGGCAUAAUAUUAAGAAGUGUCGGGCUUUUCAGCAUAAAGUCCAGGAUUUGAUCGAUGCCAAGACGAUCAAUUUCGCACCUGUGCCAAAUGUUGUGAACAAUCCCAUGCCAGUGCACGGUGCUCAUAGGGUGAAUUGUAUCGAAGGGGUUGAUUCUGAGGAUUUGGUUGUCGAUGUCAGUGAGAUUCAGACUUCUCUGAUGGUGGUUAAGGGCCGUCUGCUGAACGGUGGUGUUCAUCCGGGCUGUGGUAAAGACUGCUUGGGCUGUGCAGAGUCAGAAAAUGGGUGUGAACUACUGCGGGCUGGUAUCCAGGGUUUGAUGGAUCGAGGUUGUGUUCAGUUUGGUAGGGCUGAAAACAGAGAACGUGGGGUAGUGUCUACUGUCACAAUCUUCUUCAAGCCGUCUGAAGGACGGGCGCCUACAACGAAUGGUAAUCCAGUUACUAUUUCUGCACCAGUUGCUACCAACACUCCAACAACAAUCAUUGCUCCGAUAAGAAGGACCGUGAAUAGUAAUGUUGUGCCUUGGAGGUAUGAUAAUGCCUACCGAAGCAAUAGAAGGGCUGAGAACAGGGUCAAGCCUUCAAAUCAAGUGCCCGUAACUAUCAGUGUGCCUGUCAGUAAAGCUCCUGCGGUUGUGAGUCCAGCUGUGGACAAUGAGAUUUCCGUCAAUCAGCUUGAGGGUGUAAUUGCUAACGUGAGUACCCGACACGGUGUGGGGUUCACAGAUCUUGAUUUGACACCCGAGGGUCGGAAUCAUAACAAAGCCUUACACAUCACCAUGGAGUGUAAGGGGGCUGUGUUGUCUCAUGUGUUGGUGGACACCGGGUCUUCGUUGAAUGUGCUGCCUAAGCAGAUAUUGAAGAAGAUAUCGAUUGAAGGGGUUGUGCUGACGCCAAGCGACCUGAUUGUUCGGGCUUUUGACGGAUCCAAACGUUCUGUGUUUGGGGAAGUAAAGGAAGACGUGUAUAAUGAAGUUGAUUUUCAACUUGUUAUGUUAGCAAAGAUUAAAGCUUUAUCAAAGCAAAUUGCCACCUCAACUCGAGUUCCAAAAAAUGCUAAUCUAGUUAUAGCAUUACAAUAUGAUUUGCGUGGUAAAGCUCAUGCUAAUGACCAUUGUGUACCAGAGGGAUAUGUCGAACAAACACAUUGUGUAGGAAAUUAUCAAGAUUCAGAUUCUUACUUUGAUAUCGAUAAUCCAUGGUGA
Molecule: messenger RNA, 1713 nt
Organism: Lathyrus oleraceus (garden pea)
Lineage: Eukaryota; Viridiplantae; Streptophyta; Magnoliopsida; Fabales; Fabaceae
Exons: 5
Coding region: 1-1713 (570 amino acids)
Biological process (GO): proteolysis
Molecular function (GO): aspartic-type endopeptidase activity
Source: RefSeq, a predicted model, not a curated record